Lodderomyces jiufengensis is the source of this 1245-nucleotide messenger RNA. RefSeq names its product aspartate transaminase (gene AAT21). The record is from RefSeq and is a predicted model, not a curated record. Lineage: Eukaryota; Fungi; Ascomycota; Pichiomycetes; Serinales; Debaryomycetaceae. Gene Ontology annotation, biological process: L-aspartate biosynthetic process. Gene Ontology annotation, cellular component: cytosol. The transcript has a single exon. Gene Ontology annotation, molecular function: pyridoxal phosphate binding; L-aspartate:2-oxoglutarate transaminase activity. Bases 1 to 1245 code for a protein of 414 amino acids.
AUGGCUGAAUUAUUUACAAAUUUAACUGAAUUACCACCUGAUCCAUUAUUUGGUUUAAAAGCAAGAUUUUCACAAGAUUCUCGUUCAGAUAAAGUUGAUUUAGGUAUUGGAGCUUAUAGAGAUAAUAAUGGUAAACCUUGGAUAUUACCAGCUGUUAAACAAGCUGAAAAAAAAUUAAUUGAAGAUCCAAAUUAUAAUCAUGAAUAUUUAUCAAUAAGUGGAUAUGAACCAUUUUUUAAAUCAGCAGCAAAAGUUUUAUUAGGUGAUGAUUCCAUAGCUAUAAAAGAAGAUAGAAUUAUAAGUCAACAAACUUUAUCAGGAACUGGUGCAUUACAUUUAGCUGGUGUGUUUUUAAAAAAAUUUUAUCAAAAAUCAAAAGAUAUAUAUAUUUCACAACCAACAUGGGCAAAUCAUAAACAAGUUUUUGAAACUUUAGGUUUAAAUGUUAAAAGUUAUCCAUAUUGGGAUAAUUCAACAAAAUCAUUAGAUUUAAAAGGAUUUUUAAAUACUAUAAAUACAGCAGAAGAUGGAUCAAUUUUUCUUUUACAUGCAUGUGCACAUAAUCCAACAGGUUUAGAUCCAACUGAAAAUCAAUGGGAUGAAAUUUUAAAAGCUUUAGAGGCUAAAAAACAUAUAAUAUUAUUUGAUUCUGCAUAUCAAGGUUUUGCAAGUGGUGAUUUAGAAAAAGAUGCUUAUCCUAUUAGAAAAGCUAUAAAUGAAAAAAUUAUAACUUCACCAAUUAUAAUUUGUCAAUCAUUUGCUAAAAAUGUUGGUAUGUAUGGUGAAAGAGUUGGAGCAAUUCAUGUUAUAUUACCUACUCAUGAUAAAAAUUUAAAUAACGCAAUAAAAUCACAAUUAAAUUUAAUUAUAAGAUGUGAAAUUUCAAAUCCUCCAGCUUAUGGUUCUAAAAUAGUUAGUGCAAUAUUAAAUGAUCCUUCAUUAUAUUCACAAUGGAGAAAAGAUUUAAUUACAAUGUCAAGUAGAAUUAAAAAAAUGAGAAAAGAAUUAAGAAAUAAAUUAGAAGAAUUAGGUACACCUGGAAAAUGGAAUCAUAUAACUGAUCAAACUGGUAUGUUUUCAUUUACUGGUUUAACACCAGAACAAGUUUCAAGAUUAGAAAAAGAACAUGGUGUUUAUUUGGUUAGUAGUGGAAGAGCUUCAGUUGCUGGAUUAAAUGAACAUAAUAUUGAUAAAGUAGCUCAUGCAAUUGAUGAAGUUGUUAGAAAUGUUAAAUCAAAACUUUAA